AUGAACUUCUCAAAACCAAAAUCGGCCACGGCGAACCAGCCUGUAAUACGCAAAACCACUGUACGGGUCCCCGUCAAGGCAAUACCGAAUGCAAGACCGCAAGCCACCCGGCCAGACCCCAAUCGUUUCAAGACGGCACUCGACCGACCCGGCACGAAAGCUUCGGCAUCGAACAAACCACAAAACCCUGCCCGCAGAGCCCUCUCUGCGUCUCGAGGCGUGAAAAGGAAAAGCGCAACGCCUCAGCCCAUGUUCAGCGACGACGAGGGAGACGACAGCAGCGAUGUAGGUGGUAGCGACUCCGAUGCUUCGCGCAAGCGCAUCAAAAGCAGCGUCAGCAGUCUCGACGACGGGCCUCGAAGGAGGGUUAUUUGCGACAAGGCGUUCCAGGUCGAUACUGUCUUCGAUAUCGUACAUGGUGCAGACGCAACAUCUGGAAACUACUCGUCAAAGUUUAAGAACCCUUGGCAGGAGGAAGACUUCAGAUGUGUGGAGCUACAGUAUCCAAGCAAGAGCAAGAAAGAGAGGUUCGAGCUGAAGUGGCCAAAGAACGAGAAGGAAGACUACAAACCCAUGGAGGACAUCAUUGAGACCAUCGAGACAAUUUGCAAGUGGUACUUCCCUACGGAGCUGAGCGAGAAGUAUCUGCAUGUGGACACUGGAUAUCGAAGGCGAUUCAACCACGCAUGGAACGUGGAAAGCGUCGACGAGUUCAUCGAAGUUGUACAAGACUUCAAUACCGUCCUUAGGGGGCUGAUUGAUGACGGCAGCAUCCGACAGGAGUUGUUGAGCACCAGCAACUUGAACCUGGAAUGGGUUAAGCGCAUCUUGGAACAGAUCUACGCAAGAACUGUAUCGCCCAAGGUCGAAACACUGCGAGCAUACCAGAAUGGUAGCGAUAAUGUAUAUGGCGAACUGCUCCCAAGAUUUUGCAGUGAGAUCUUCCGGAGGACGAAGCUCAACCACGAGCAUGUAUUCAUUGAUCUUGGAUCUGGAGUCGGCAACGUGGUACUCCAAGCGGCACUCGAAGUCGGCUGCGAUAGUUGGGGAGUUGAGAUGAUGAAGAAUCCUUGCGACCUCGCGGACCUCCAAGCCAAAGAGUUUCCUGCGAGGACUGGUCUGUGGGGCCUGUCUGCCGGCUCCGUGAACCUCAUCCGAGGGGACUUCACGGACAAUCCACGAAUAGGCGAAGUCCUGCAACGAGCUGAUAUAAUUCUCGUCAACAACCAAGCCUUCACACCGCAGCUCAACGAUGCGCUGAUCAACAUGUUCCUAGAUCUCAAGGAAGGCGCGCAGAUCGUGUCGCUAAAGCCAUUCGUUCCCGAAGGACACAAGAUCGCACAGAGGACGGUGUCCAGUGUUGUGAAUCAUUUCGUACAGAAGCGCUUCGAGUACUUCAGCAACUCUGUCAGCUGGACUGAUCAAGGAGGGUACUACUACAUCGCAACGAAGGAUCGACGGCCACUGGACGAGUUCCUUCGAGAGAACAAGCUCCAAUAG
Molecule: messenger RNA, 1500 nt
Organism: Fulvia fulva
Lineage: Eukaryota; Fungi; Ascomycota; Dothideomycetes; Mycosphaerellales; Mycosphaerellaceae
Product: Histone-lysine N-methyltransferase, H3 lysine-79 specific
Exons: 1
Coding region: 1-1500 (499 amino acids)
Biological process (GO): regulation of transcription regulatory region DNA binding; subtelomeric heterochromatin formation; DNA damage checkpoint signaling
Cellular component (GO): nucleus; nucleosome
Molecular function (GO): histone binding; histone H3K79 methyltransferase activity
Source: RefSeq, a predicted model, not a curated record